AUGAAGUGUAUUCUCUUGCAGCCGAUCGCUUUUCAUUUAAGAACAGUUUUCACGUUCAAUGUUUGCCAUUAAUGUGCACUAUGAAUACAACAUCAAAUCAUGAAUGUUGAUGAUUACAGUGUUGUUUAUAGCCAGGGAAAUGAGAAUUAUCCCGAAAACGCUAUUUUUAUCAACGAGAUUAGUCAAGGAUUGGACAUUAUACAAAAUUCGGACAAAUCUUUAAAAACAAAGGAAAGUAAUAUUGAAUUUAGAAUCAAAGAAAAGGUAGUGCAAAAUGAACUGUUCAACACUCAAGACAAAUUAAUAACAAGUGCUUUAAAUAAUACGGAUACAUACGCCACUCUAACUCCAUUGCAAACACUUCCUCCCAUAUCUACUAUGUCGGAGAAGUUCUUAUAUGGUAGUCAAUGGAAUGAAGCUUGUUCCAUUGAUGUUUCAAAUUCUUCCAGCGAUAGAAAUGACGUCAUUGACAGUAGGUCAUUGUCAUUUAACACACCUAUAAAUCAAUCCCACUUCCCAAAGCUUUGCAUACGAAAUAUUACUUUACAACGCAGGCAAAAUCACAAUUAUGCAGACAAUUAUAUGCACUCCGAAAAACGAAAAAUAUUUCCCGAGACUGCAAAAUCCAUUUUGCAAGAUACUUUACGGUUUCCAGUUAUAAAUAACAAUGAAGUGCAAAACAUUGUUGAAAAAAAUAUUCUAGAGUUUACGCAAUGUUCCAAAAACAAAGAAGAUAAUUACAUAAAUUCGCAAAUUGUAGGACACUCGAAUCCAAUAGAAGAAAUCAAAUUUAUAGAUGACUUCAGUUCUACGAAAACUGUUUUAACUUGCCCAUCACUAAAAAAAUAUCCAGUAACCCCACCUCCUAAAGAAAACCACAAGAGCAUAUCUCUAAAGAAAAGUAACGUGAAGCUAGGAACAGAUUGUGUUUUCGAAAAACACGUCGCUUCUACAUCACUGGGAGAAGGAGCCAACAUUGAAAUAGGUAGAAAGAGUCAAUUCACAAAAAUUGAUGAAUCUGGGAAUUCCUUCCCAUUACCACUGCAAAUAACAGGGAGUACCGCACAAGUCUUUUCCGACUUUAAUGAAGAAUCGUUUACAUCGUCUACAAUUUCAAACAAGGGAAACAAAUGUUCAUAUUCUGAUUUGAAAUCUGAUACUAUUUCUUAUCAAGCUGUCCCCUCUACAAAAUUACAAGAUGAGGCAGAAGACAGAGAAGAAAUUAAUACUAAAGAUUUAGCUCAAAGGAUUUCCUCUGAACUCAAGCGAUAUAGUAUCCCCCAAGCAAUUUUUGCACAAAGAGUUUUAUGCCGAUCACAGGGAACUUUGUCUGAUCUGCUACGAAAUCCAAAGCCUUGGUCGAAAUUGAAAUCAGGUCGGGAGACAUUUAGACGCAUGCUGAAAUGGCUCCAGGAACCUGAAAUGCAGAGAAUGUCAUCUCUAAGAUUGGCAGCAGCACAGGAACAGAGAGCUUGUACAUUUGUUAACUCUAAACAAGAAUUUACACGCAUUUCUGCCGAUCGCUUUUCAUUUAAGAACAGUUUUCACGUUGAAUGUUUGCCAUUAAUGUGCACUAUGAAUACAACAUCAAAUCAUGAAUGUUGAUGAUUACAGUGUUGUUUAUAGCCAGGGAAAUGAGAAUUAUCCCGAAAACGCUAUUUUUAUCAACGAGAUUAGUCAAGGAUCGGACAUUAUACAAAAUUCGGACAAAUCUUUAAAAACAAAGGAAAGUAAUAUUGAAUUUAGAAUCAAAGAAAAGGUAGUGCAAAAUGAACUGUUCAACACUCAAGACAAAUUAAUAACAAGUGCUUUAAAUAAUACGGAUACAUACGCCACUCUAACUCCAUUGCAAACACUUCCUCCCAUAUCUACUAUGUCGGAGAAGUUCUUAUAUGGUAGUCAAUGGAAUGAAGCUUGUUCCAUUGAUGUUUCAAAUUCUUCCUGCGAUAGAAAUGACGUCAUUGACAGUAGGUCAUUGUCAUUUAACACACCUAUAAAUCAAUUCCACUUCCCAAAGCUUUGCAUACGAAAUAUUACUUUACAACGCAGGCAAAAUCACAAUUAUGCAGACAAUUAUAUGCACUCCGAAAAACGAAAAAUAUUUCCCCAGACUGCAAAAUCCAUUUUGCAAGAUACUUUACGGUUUCCAGUUAUAAAUAACAAUGAAGUGCAAAACAUUGUUGAAAAAAAUAUUCUAGAGUUUACGCAAUGUUCCAAAAACAAAGAAGAUAAUUACAUAAAUUCGCAAAUUGUAGGACACUCGAAUCCAAUAGAAGAAAUCAAAUUUUAUUUAUAUAUACUUCAGUUCUGCGAAAACUGUUUUAACUUGCCCAUCACUAAAAAAAUAUCCAGUAACCCCACCUCCUAAAGAAAACCACAAGAGCAUAUCUCUAAAGAAAAGUAACGUGAAGCUAGGAACAGAUUGUGUUUUCGAAAAACACGUCGCUUCUACAUCACUGGGAGAAGGAGCCAACAUUGAAAUAGGUAGAAAGAGUCAAUUCACAAAAAUUGAUGAAUCUGGGAAUUCCUUCCCAUUACCACUGCAAAUAACAGGGAGUACCGCACAAGUCUUUUCCGACUUUAAUGAAGAAUCGUUUACGUCGUCUACAAUUUCAAACAAGGGAAACAAAUGUUCAUAUUCAGAUUUGAAAUCUGAUACUAUUUCUUAUCAAGCUGUUCCCUCUACAAAAUUACAAGAUGAGGCAGAAGACAGAGAAGAAAUUAAUACUAAAGAUUUAGCUCAGAGGAUUUCCUCUGAACUCAAGCGAUAUAGUAUCCCCCAAGCAAUUUUUGCACAAAGAGUUUUAUGCCGAUCACAGGGAACUUUGUCUGAUCUGCUACGAAAUCCAAAGCCUUGGUCGAAAUUGAAAUCAGGUCGGGAGACAUUUAGACGCAUGCUGAAAUGGCUCCAGGAACCUGAAAUGCAGAGAUUGCCAUCUCUAAGAUUGGCAGCAGCACAGGAACAGAGAGCUUGUACAUUUGUUAACUCUGAACAAGAAUUUACACGCAUUUCUGUUCGGUAUAGCUGUGGGCCCUUCAUAUAUAAGUUAACAACAUAAAUGUUUAGUUAUUGUUCUCACAACAUAUUCAUUUACAACACGAGCAAGUCAACCCAAAGCAAUAACAGCAGAUCUAGUUACAACACGAGCAAACCAACAUAACACGUGCAACCUGAAAUAAUAACACUUGUCCACAAUCAUCAAAUAUUAGUGGCGUUAUCGUGGGAAAUACAAAAAGACUUUACAGCUAGCAGUGUGAAUCUCAAAACUAAUGUUAAUGCACAAGAUUCUAACCUUCACACAAAAAGAUCUCGUCUCGUUUUUACAGAUCUGCAAAGACGUACUCUGCAAGCGAUUUUUAAGGAAACAAAGAGGCCUUCCAAGGAAAUGCAGGUUACUAUUGCUAGACAACUAGGCUUAGAACCUACAACUAUUGGUAAUUACUUUAUGAAUGCGCGCCGUCGUUCAAUGGAUAAGUGGGUAGAUGAUGGAAUAAAAGACAUUAAUAGCUCUGCUAAUAGUAUAUAAUUAAGCAUCUAUUUCUUGCAUGAUAUGUAAAAUAGUUUAUUUUAUUGAUUUAUUAAAAUUGAACAACAGUCAUUUAAAGAAGCUAAUAUUGUCUUCUACCCAUUUUAUUCAUGCA
This is a messenger RNA of Musca domestica (house fly), 3642 nucleotides long. RefSeq lists its product as uncharacterized. Gene Ontology annotation, cellular component: nucleus. Lineage: Eukaryota; Metazoa; Arthropoda; Insecta; Diptera; Muscidae. Bases 100 to 1605 code for a protein of 501 amino acids. The transcript is spliced from 5 exons. Gene Ontology annotation, biological process: regulation of transcription by RNA polymerase II. Gene Ontology annotation, molecular function: DNA-binding transcription factor activity, RNA polymerase II-specific; RNA polymerase II cis-regulatory region sequence-specific DNA binding. The record is from RefSeq and is a predicted model, not a curated record.